UACGUAUAUGUGGGGCACGGUCACGUAAAAAGUCACGUAUGAAAAAAGGAACGCGUUUCUUUCCUUCGGUUUCCUUACUUUUCCUUGCGGUAAAUAUUCCCAGAAUUUCCCUGCCAUCACUAACCGCACCACACCCUUUUUCUACGCGCACCAUUGGUUUACUCUUUAUUUUUUAUCCUGGCGUAUAUCUCAUACUGGUGGCGGCCACUUCCAUGGCAUCUGCAACCACUGAGGUCCCCAAUACCUAUCCUAAGAACUAUAUCUUAAACGCUGUAUGCUGAUGCAUGUUCGAUACAAUGAGGUUGAUAACUCUCUGUCCGCUGAGCAAACAUAGCCAAGUAACCCUCUGAGGGCAAUCAAUGUACCCGUUGGCCAGGGAAACAGACAGAGCACUGCACUGACCUCCUCCCAACGGGUAAGCGUCAGAUCCUACAAGGAAUCGACGGCAGCCACCCAGAUAAGUAACGAUUCACAGAGGCCCCAUUUCUCCUGUGCCUAAGGCGCCCACACACUCGCCUGACCAUGUAUUAUUGCCUUGUUACUCCCCCGACCAUGUAUUUCCUUGUCUUGGACUCCAAAUUGGAAUCCCACGACUGUACAAACCAAACAGAAAACACAACGGCAAAUCUCGGUCGGUGGUUGAGGUUCAUAAUGGAGAUCAACCCAACGUCCUCCCCAACCCCCAACUC
This is a messenger RNA of Neurospora tetraspora, 689 nucleotides long. RefSeq lists its product as uncharacterized. NCBI's taxonomy places the organism in Eukaryota, Fungi, Ascomycota, Sordariomycetes, Sordariales, Sordariaceae. The record is from RefSeq and is a predicted model, not a curated record. Bases 39 to 281 code for a protein of 80 amino acids. The transcript has a single exon.